GUAUAUACUUUACACUGUAAUAUACUAUAUAACUUAUUUAUCAAAAUCAAAUCUACCUAUUAGGCUAUUAUACUUUGGGUUGGUUCGUCUGCCGGUGGGUGACGAACAUAAAUAACCAAAAUAUAAUUUUUAUUGAAAACGUUAAGAGGGUAAGGAUUAAGAAAACAAGCAAGGUAGAGGAUAUAAGCAUUUGAAUAUGGAAGGGCUAGAAUUAGUAUCAUCAAACAAGGUGUUUGGAGGAUUCCAAAAAGUGUAUUCUCACCAAUCAUCUGAGUUGCAAUGUAAAAUGAACUUUUCAAUUUAUUUACCCCCUCAAGCUGAAGGCGGUGAUAUGAAACUGCCAGUUAUUUAUUAUCUAUCUGGUUUAACUUGUAGUGAACAAAAUUUUAUAACAAAAUCUGGAUUUCAAAGGUAUGCCUCUGAACAUGGUAUUAUUGUCGUCGGACCUGACACAUCUCCUAGAGGAGUCAAGGUCUCUGGUGAUGAUGAUUCUUGGGACUUUGGAGUUGGAGCUGGAUUUUAUCUUGAUGCUACUAAAGAGCCAUGGUCCAAGAAUUACAGAAUGGGUAGUUAUUUGAACAAGGAGUUGUAUGACCUUAUCCUCCAAGCAUUUAGUAACUACAUAGAUCCUACUAGAAUUGGAAUAAUGGGACACAGUAUGGGAGGUCAUGGGGCUUUGGUGUCAGUUUUAAGAAACCCAGGUCUUUAUAAGUCAGUCAGUGCAUUUGCACCGAUAUGCAACCCAAGCCAAUGUCCUUGGGGUGAGAAGGCCUUUAAAGGAUAUUUAGGAGACGAGAAAAGCCAAUGGGCAGAGUGGGAUGCAAGUGAACUUGUUAAGAAGUAUGAUGGACCUCCACUUACUUUGCUGAUUGAUCAGGGUUCAUCUGACAAAUUUUAUAUUGAAAAGCAGUUACUGCCUGAAAACUUAGUAGAGGCCUGUCGUUCUGUCGGAGUUCCAAUAAUUUUGAACCUGCGUGAAGGCUAUGAUCAUUCUUACUACUACAUUUCCACUUACAUUGGUGAACAUUUCAAUUUCCAUGCAAAAAUUUUAAAAGCUUGAAAUUGAAAUCUAAAUUAUAAUAAAAUUCUACUAUGAACAAAAAAUGUAAAAACAUUAUAUGAAUGAAGAUAACACAGUGGUUUUUAACACAUUUAAAUUUAAAUGAAUAAUUGAAAUAUGCUGAAUAUAUAUAUUACUUUUCUUAUAUCACAUUUGCAUUU
Molecule: messenger RNA, 1221 nt
Organism: Melitaea cinxia (Glanville fritillary)
Lineage: Eukaryota; Metazoa; Arthropoda; Insecta; Lepidoptera; Nymphalidae
Product: S-formylglutathione hydrolase
Exons: 5
Coding region: 197-1060 (287 amino acids)
Biological process (GO): formaldehyde catabolic process
Cellular component (GO): cytosol
Molecular function (GO): S-formylglutathione hydrolase activity
Source: RefSeq, a predicted model, not a curated record